AUGGCUAUCGAUAGUUUUCAGUGGAAAAAACAUCUUCACGAGUACUUUCAUGACAAGAAGGAUAUUCUGAACACAGUUGACUUCGACGCAUGGUUCUAUGCAGUUGGCAUGCCACCGGAGAAACCGAGCUAUGGACAAGCCAUGGUGGUCGCUUGUGAAGCAUUAUUUAAACAAUGGAUUGAGGCCAAUGAAGCCGAUGUGGACAAAAUUGACAGUGCCACCUUCAAAGCUAUGCAACCCCUGCAGCAAAUAGAAUUCCUCAGUCGAUUGUUUCAGCAUGAUCAUCCGUUAGAGCAUUGGAGACUGGCCGCAUUAAAUAGAGCGUAUGGCCUCAACGAUUCGGAGAACAGUGAAAUUGUCCUGAAGUGA
This is a messenger RNA of Cooperia oncophora, 369 nucleotides long. NCBI's taxonomy places the organism in Eukaryota, Metazoa, Nematoda, Chromadorea, Rhabditida, Trichostrongylidae. The record is from the annotation of a GenBank genome assembly.